Molecule: messenger RNA, 1152 nt
Organism: Diospyros lotus (date-plum)
Lineage: Eukaryota; Viridiplantae; Streptophyta; Magnoliopsida; Ericales; Ebenaceae
Product: F-box protein SNE
Exons: 1
Coding region: 370-849 (159 amino acids)
Biological process (GO): regulation of gibberellic acid mediated signaling pathway; gibberellic acid mediated signaling pathway
Cellular component (GO): SCF ubiquitin ligase complex
Molecular function (GO): protein binding
Source: RefSeq, a predicted model, not a curated record
AGGAUGUGUGUGUGUGUGUGAAGCAGUAGGGUAGCUCCAACGUUCAUGAAUUCACCAACGGGUGAAGUGAAGAGUGCAAACAACAACAAAGACAAGAAACAAACUAUUUUGCUCAACCCGAAGAGCCAAAUAAACAAAUAAUUAUAUAAUGCAUAUAUAGCUCUCUCUUGGUUCCAGUUCUCCGCCUUGGCUCCUUUCCCUUGGCUUCUUCCCUUCUCCUCCUCGAUACCCACCUCCAUUUCUCUUUCUCUCUAUCUCUAUAUCUACAAGUCAAAACCCUUCUUUUUCUCUCCCUUCAAAUACCCACAAACCCACCAUCUCUCUCUCUCUCUCUCUCUCUCUCUCUCUGUGUGUGUGAAGCUCGUGAAAAUGGCGGAUGGUGUAGAGAAGAGGCCCAGGUUCUGCAUCAACGACCAUAUGGACAUUCUGAUUGAGAUUCUGCAGCGCCUCGACGGCCGGUCGCUCGGCGCGGCGGCGUGCGUGUGCCGGCUCUGGCGCUCCAUCGCCCGGAACGACUGGCUCUGGGAGCACCUCUGCUUCCGCCACGUGUCGCCGCCUCCAGCGGCGGGGGUGCGGCCGGUGGUGGCCGCUCUCGGAGGGUACCGCCGGCUCUACAUGGUCUGCGUCCGCCCCGUCCUCAGCCGGCUCUCCGGCGUGAAGAGGCUCAGGUUGGGCCCCGGCGCCGGCGGGGAGGUGGCGCCGAGGCGGGCGUGGAGCCGGCACGAGGUUGAGCUUUCGCUGUCGCUGUUUUGUAUCGAUUAUUACGAGCGGCUCGGCGGCGGCGGGGGCCGGCUCGGCGACGCGUCCGCAUCGUCUCUGAUGUUCCUGUGCAAGCCCGUGAACGUCUGAUUUAUCGGCGAUGAUGUGAUAACGGAAACUGAUAAGUGAUAAGGCAGUGAACGGCCGCUUUCGGUGGUGUACUGAAUAACUAGAGUCUAGAUUCUAGGCUAUAUAUAUAUAUAUGUAUGUAUCUGUAGCCAAAUGUAGCAGAAAUAUUCUUUUUGUUUUUCCUAUUUCCUAUUAUUACUAUUGUUAUUUUUUUCAGUGGCAUUGCUCUCUCUUAUUUCCAUUUUGUGGGUACAUUUCUCUCUAUUAUUUCUCUAAUGUGUUCAAUUUCAAAUGAUAAUGCUACAUUAAUGCAAGAGUUGUAUA